AUGGAAGAAAAAAAACGUUUGCGGAUAAAUGGAACUUUUCGUUGGACAGAACGACAAACUAAAGAUUUACUCAACAUUAUCAUGGAAAAUGUAAAAGCUAAUCCGGAACAGUUCAAGAAACCAACUGCUCAAAAAUUCUAUGAGCAUAUUACAAAAAAUGCAUCUACUUUGAACAGCAUCAAAUGGGAUGUUAUGCGCACAAAAAUGAGGCACCUAAAAACAAGUUUUUCGUCCGCACUGAAAUGGAAGGGUCAAACAGGUGCAGGAUUGCUAGAAAGUGGAGAUGUAAAAAGCGUUGAAGAUUACAUUAAAAAAAUGUGUCCAUUCUAUGAUGACUUGUACGCAAUAUUUGGUCAUCGUGUAAAUGUGCAGCCGCCAGCUAUCUAUCAAUCUACCAUGCCAGUGUCAUUGUUGGAUACUUUUGAAGUAGAUGCGUUGAUGGAAAAUGAUGGCGAAACAUUUUCAACAAGUUUACCUGAAAGUCCGUUGGCCAGUCCGACUGUGGUGCUUCCUUCUACAUCAGAGAGUGUAGCAAGUCCGUCCGCCCUGUCCAUCGCAACAAGUGCUUGUACGCAAAAUACCACUACACCAAAAAGAAAUUUGAAAAGGCCUCAAAACUCAAACCCAUUUGCAUUAUUAUUUGAAAUUCAAUCAAAAAAGCUGGAAUUAGAAUCACAAAAACUAGAAUUCGAAAAGGAAAAAGAGCAAAACAAAUUCAUGUUACAGAAGCUACAGCUGGAGAAGGAGGAAAGGAUCGAAAUGGAGAAAAUAAGAUUGGAGCACGAAAGAUUGUCAAGUGUUGAUACGUCAAACAAGAAAAUGCUUGUUGAAGAGCUCCUUGCCGGAACAUAAGGACGCAUAUUCGUAAGGUUAUGAUCCGCAAAAGAAAGCGUACUUUAAAUUUUUCGUUUUUAUUCGGAACCACGCUCAAAAGUUUGGUUUAAAUGCCAAAAUAUUUAUUUUUUAAUUUUUUUAAAUGCUCUA
Bactrocera neohumeralis is the source of this 984-nucleotide messenger RNA. RefSeq lists its product as uncharacterized. Bases 1 to 852 code for a protein of 283 amino acids. The transcript is spliced from 3 exons. NCBI's taxonomy places the organism in Eukaryota, Metazoa, Arthropoda, Insecta, Diptera, Tephritidae. The record is from RefSeq and is a predicted model, not a curated record.